Molecule: messenger RNA, 1778 nt
Organism: Anopheles stephensi (Asian malaria mosquito)
Lineage: Eukaryota; Metazoa; Arthropoda; Insecta; Diptera; Culicidae
Exons: 1
Coding region: 192-1079 (295 amino acids)
Source: RefSeq, a predicted model, not a curated record
UACCCGCAUCACGGUCGAGAUCGUCGAUUCCUCAGAUUUUCCUUCCUUCAUUGUUUUGUUUGUUUGUGGUGGACAGUAAUAGUCCGCGUUGUGGUGUGCCUGCCGUGCCUGACCCGUGUGUCUCGGUGAAGUGUUUGUUAUCCUUUUUUGCUUCCGUGUGCUUCCCGUGUGUGAUAUCCCCAGGCAGCAAGAUGGCCUUCGCCUACAAGGUAGCCGGUGUGCUGUGCGUAGUCCUAGCCGUGACCGUGGCCCUGCCGGCCGAAGAGUCGGGCCGCUCGUCCCGGAACGCGAUCGGUGGCGGCGAGAGCGACCUGGUCGGCAGCAUCUACAAGGAGUGCCUGUCGUCCGACUCGGUGUCCUGCGUCAAGUACAAGCUGUUCAGCUUCAUCGACCGUGUCGUGGCCAAGCGUAGCGUGUUCGCCCUUACCGACGGUGUCACCGUAGUCAAGACCCCAGGUGUUCCAGAAACCGAGGGUGCUCCGCGUGCGUUGACCGGUGAUGAAUCGCUCGAGUCGCUGCUGCUGUCCCGCGUCCAGUCUUUCCUGGCUAGCCACACCAUCAAGGUCGAUCUGAAGGGUGCCGACAUUGUGAAUGCCGUGACCUCGACCGGCCGUGCGCUGGAGGACGUUUCCGAGAACCUGCUCGCCGCCGAUUCGGACGAUGAGUCGGAAGGUCCGGCCGGUGGUGAGGCUCGUGGCAAGAAGAAGAAGGCCGCCAAAAUUCUGGGCCCGCUGCUGUUGGCUGUCGCGCUGAAGGCCGCCGCCCUGCUGCCGCUGCUGCUCGGAGCGAUCGCCCUGAUCGCCGGCAAGGCUCUGCUCAUCGGCAAGAUCGCCCUCGUCCUGUCCGCCAUCAUCGGACUGAAGAAGCUGCUGUCGCAGGAGAAGCACGUGACGUACGAGGUCGUCGCUCACCCGCACCACUCCACCAGCCACACGUCCAGCCAUGGGGAUGCCUACUCGCUCGGUGGAUCGUACGGUGGUGGCGAUGUCGGUGGAUACAGUGCCAGCUCCGGCCACGGUGGCUGGGGACGCUCGAUCCAGGACGCGCAGGACGUUGCGUACAGCGGCCAGAAGCCUUAAGAUGCCACCAAGAGAUGCUCCAAAACCACACCAAACCACACCACACCACCAUCACCACCAUUCAUGAACAUUAUUUAUUUAAUUUAUUUAGCGUCGAAGCGUCAAGGUGUUAAUGUUUGCGUCCGACUGUUAGGAAGGUCAAGGUUGCGUUAGGGCCGCGAGGACUGCGCCUCGCCGUGGGGCUAUUUAGGGGUCGAACGGGAUGGGGCUCGCCAUCGAACCAAAGCCAGCGGCAAACGUGGUUGGUUGUGUCAACCAACCCUUUUCCCGCCCGUGUGGCUCUCUGUCUCACUCACUUCCUGCUAGCUCACAACAACCCGUGUGGACUAUUAGACUAUUUCAAUCUAUAACUAUUAUCUCGCUCUUUAUCUUUAUCUCCCCUGACUCUUGCUACCCUCUCCACACACACACACACGGUUUUUCUUUUGUACUAUAUUGUUUCCUUAGCUCCAAUCUUAAAUCUACUACCAAGCCUCAGACUCAGACUUUUGUAGUCGUGGCUGACCAAUGUUCUUGCAUUUCGUAGGCUCGCCUAGCCAAACAACACUUACUCGCAUCCUUCCCUAUACUCGGGAACCCUUCUCUCCCGCCCCCUUUGCGGAACCGUUCGAUGGGCUUCCCGAUCCCGAGCCAUCCAGAUCACCACAACAAAACCAAGCGAAAGGACGAAGAAAUAAAAGCUCAAAUUAUUUCCAAAAA